Molecule: messenger RNA, 4202 nt
Organism: Schistocerca piceifrons (Central American locust)
Lineage: Eukaryota; Metazoa; Arthropoda; Insecta; Orthoptera; Acrididae
Product: zinc finger protein 729-like
Exons: 6
Coding region: 415-2316 (633 amino acids)
Biological process (GO): regulation of transcription by RNA polymerase II
Cellular component (GO): nucleus
Molecular function (GO): RNA polymerase II cis-regulatory region sequence-specific DNA binding; DNA-binding transcription activator activity, RNA polymerase II-specific
Source: RefSeq, a predicted model, not a curated record
UGGAUAAAAAAAGAUGAAACUGAUGAAGUACAAACUGAGUUACACUUCAUAGGCCAAGAUUAUCCAUGCAGCUUGAAUGUAAAAGAAGAGUUGGAGGAGGGUGUGAAUAAAGAGUUUCUUGAAGACCCAUUAAAGGCUGGCGACCCUAGUGUUUGUGUAAAGCAAGACCCUGAACUGAAACGCCAUGCUGCUGUAUCUGAGCAUAAUGCUGUUGAAGAUCCAUUGGGAAUAUCUUUGUCCACUGAUUUUAUUAAGGAGGAUCCUGAAUUAAAUAUAACUGAGAAUACUGUGGAAACCUCAAUAAGAUGUGCAUCUGAUAGUGCAAGAUUUCCUCAGACUACUGGUGGGAGGUGCAGCAUAUCAUGUGAAGAACCUUGUCACCAUAGACUGGUCCAGGAUGAAUUGGUGAUAGACAUGGAGAAGUCAACACAUGGGUUCAGUACCAAUACAGAAGAUAUGACUGUUGAUAAGGAAUGCUCAGUUGCCACCCAAUAUGACUGUAGUACAAGGGAAAAGGAAUUACAUGUAUAUAGCUGUAAUUUCUGCCAACAGAGCUUUUCUUCAAAAUACAGACUCAUAAUGCAUGUGUUUAUGCACAUUGGUGGAACGCAACCACCUUCGUAUGUUUGUAAGUGGUGUGGUGAGGUAUUUCUCAGUAAUGUUGGCUUGAAAAAGCAUAUGAGAAUGAGUGAGAGUUGUCGAGUUUCAACUGCAGACAGUCAUGAAAAAUAUGGACAUGGUGAUGAGCAUCAAACCACUACCUCGUUGGAUAGCGAGGCAGAAGUUUCUGUCACAGAACACAAUGACCAGUCUUCAUGUAAGGAAACUUGGAAAGAUUCAAACACGCCUUCUAAUGACAUAUGUAACACACAUAUGACAAAUGAUAGAGAGAAAACAAGUAAUUAUGGAACUUUGCCUAUAGCUGUUAAUGUCAGUGCCCAGGCUGAUCUACUUACGGCAAACAGAACUCACAGAUGUGGCAUUUGUGGCAAAUUGUUUGCUAGGGUUGGUGUUCUCAACAGACAUGUUUCCAUUCAUACUGGGAAAAGACUUCACAAAUGUGAUAUUUGUGACAAAUGGUUUGCCCAGUCACGUUAUCUAAAGGCUCACACAUUAAUUCACACUGUGAAGAAACCUUACAUGUGCAAGAGUUGUGGGAAAUCUUUUACUAUGUUAGGUGAUCUCGAGAAACAUUCAUUAAUUCACACUGGAAAUAAACCUCACAAAUGUGAGAUUUGUGGGAAAUCUUUUGCUGCGUCAAGCUAUCUCAAGAAUCAUGUUUUAAUUCACACUGGAAAGGAACCUCACAAAUGUGAGAUUUGUGGGAAAUCUUUUACUAAGUUAGAUAAUCUCAAGCAACACUCAUUAAUUCACACUGGAAAGAAACCUCACAAAUGUGAGAUUUGUGGGAAAUCUUUUACUAGGUUAGGUGAUCUCAAGCAACACUCAUUAAUGCACACUGGAAAGAAACCUCACAAAUGUGAGAUUUGUGGGAAAUCUUUUACUAGGUUAGGUUAUCUCAAGCGACACUCGUUAAUUCACUCUGGAAAGAAACCUCACAAAUGUGAGAUUUGUGGGAAAUCUUUUGCUGCGUCAGGCUCUCUCAAGCAACACUUAUUAAUUCACACUGGAAAGAAACCUCACAAAUGUGAGAUUUGUGGGAAAUAUUUUACUAUAUUAGGCAAUCUUAAGAAACAUUUAUUACUUCACACUGGAAAGAAACCUCACAAAUGUGAGAUUUGUGGGAAAUCUUUUACUAUGGUAGGUGAUCUCAAGCAACACUCAUUAAUUCACACUGGAAAGAAACCUCACAAAUGUGAGAUUUGUGGGAAAUCUUUUGCUGCGUCAGGCUCUCUCAAGCAACACUUAUUAAUUCACACUGGAAAGAAACCACACAAAUGUGAGAUUUGUGGGAAAUCUUUUGCUGCGUCACGCUCUCUCAAGAAACAUUCAUUAAUUCACACUGGAAGGAAUCCUCACAAAUGUGAGAUUUGUGGGAAAUAUUUUACUAUAUUAGGCAAUCUUAAGAAACAUUUAUUACUUCACACUGGAAAGAAACCUCACAAAUGUGAGAUUUGUGGGAAAUCUUUUACUAUGUUAGGUGAUCUCAAGAAACAUGCAUUAAUUCACACUGGAAAGAAACUUCACAAAUUUGAAAUCUGUGGGGAAUCUUUUGCUACAUCAGGUGAUCUCAAGACACAUGCAUUUCAACACACUGGAAGUGGACCUCAAAAAUGUGGUAUCUGUGACAAAAGUUUCACUUACUUGGAUACUCUCAAGACACAUGCAUUACUUCACGUCAGAAAGAAAUUGUAAGUAUGUGUUAGUUUAUGCAAAUAGGUUUUCAUGGUUGGUGCCCUCAAGGCCUAUAAAAUAAUGUAUGUACCAGGGGACAAUAAAUUGUACUUUCGGCGAAAUAACUUUUAAAUCUGGUAGAAUUGUGAAAAAACUUGUAAUGAUGUGUACUAUAGAGUGCUAACAGAUGUGACAAAAAAUUCAUAUCUGUAGCUUCAAAUGUCAAAUGGUAUUACCAAAUACUCAAGAAACAUGAAUCAAAUGUGUUUUUGUCAUUAGCACUGCUGCUUUUUCCUAUUGAUCUUGCGACAAGAAGAUUGUGAAUUGUGAUAAAUCCUUACAUUUGUCAGUAAUCAUAAGUAUCUUGCAAUAUUCAGUAUAAGGCCAAGGAAAUGUGAUGACUUGCUGCUUGAUAUUCCAAACAAAGUCAUCAUGUAGUACUUGUAACUCUGUAUUUUAGAAACAGUGACAGUAAAAAUAUAUUCAUGGCACUAGCUUCAUUGAGGCUAGUAAACUCAACACUGGAGAAACAUGAUUAUAACAAUUACUUUACUCAGAUACGUUUUCUCAAGAGACAUGGUGUGUCAUUAAUAGUGUGUACAUUUAUGUUCUGUUGGUACUAAUCCUGCAUUAGUAAACAUAACAACAAAUAUAAUAACCUGCUUAAUAGCAUGUUUGGCCGCCUUUGGAAUACAGUACUUUGACAAUUCUACGUGAUAUGGUCUUGACACAUCAUUUACAUGCUUCUGGGUGUAUGUUGCACCAGUUGUAUUCCACACGUUCAGAUUACCUAAAUGGUAUGGUCAAGACAUCAGUGUUAGUUACCAUUCUACUCAGACCAUGCACAUGUGAUAUGGACAAUUAUCCUGCUGAAAGAUGCCUCCACUAUGUGAGAGCACACUAGGAAUGAAGGAAUGCAUGCAGUUGCAAUGAAUGUCACGUAGUCUGCAACUGUCAUGAUGCCUUCUGUUGCUAACAGGUGUCCCACAGGAGCCAAAGUGACUGCCCCCAGAGCAUAAUGGGCCCUCUAUUUGGUGCCAUUCGUUUAGAUGAUAGCAUAUCUGGAUGUGCAACUGACCUGGUGUAACAGGAAAUGUCACCCAUCCUGACAGUUAACAUUUGAAUUGACCUUCACUCCAGCCUCAAUGAUCCCUUGCACACUGCAGUUGCAAGUGAACAUUUUGGUGGAUCGGUAUGGAAACAUACAGUGACCGUAUGUUCCAGAGCCACACAUUCAACAAUGUACAUUGAACUGUGGGUUCCAAAACGUGUAUGGCUGCCCCAGCGUUGUUUUCUGUCAUUAGAUAUGCCACAUAUUGCCACAUCUCCAGCUUUACAGAGCAGGCAAGCUUCUGACCUCCAUACUUUGUGAAGAAGUAUAGAUGUAUUACAUCUUAUCAUAAUGUGAUGGACUUAUUACCUUUCAGCCACUUUCCUCAGAUGUUCACAACAGUAGCAUAGAUCCAUUGUACCAACUUCACCACUUUUGAGGUUCUAGUUCCGAACUGCAAUGCCACUUUAACUUGCCCUUUGCUAAAGUCAUUUACAUCAUUAAAUGUACACGUUUGCAGCUCAUCUUUCUGAUAGAACAAAAAGUGUAAAUCUCUAGUCUGCUUAUAUACGUGUAAUCUGCUUACUGCAUCAUGUGCAUACAACGUGGCAUUCAUUCUCCUCAUGAACAGUGUUCAUGACAUUUUUGCCCAUCAGUGCAUCUUCAUGCAAAUGGGUCAGAUGCGGAAAUGUGUGAUCUAAGAAAUUCAUCGUGCUUGGUUGCCAUUUACACUAGUGCACAAUAGCUAUAUUUUUUGUGAAAUAUUUUUGUUUCACAAAGCUCUGUACAUAAUUCAGAGAUAAUAUAGGUAAGUGUUAUCCAACAAAGCUCUUAAUUACUUGUUCAGCAUCUAAUA